GAAAAAAGCAUUAAAAAAUGAAAGUGGCGGGGUUAGAUUGUAGUGUACUUGUUAGUUUGGUGUCGUGGACAGUGUGUAAGAUAAUGUGAAUUUCACGAGUGCAACAGUCUGCAGUUUGGUGUCUUAAGCGUUAAUGUUUUAUAUUUAGCCCUGAGAGCUAACGGUAAAUUAGUUUGCUGAGGUUAGCUCGCUAAACAGCAAGCUAGGUCAAGUAACGUUUGCUUGGAAGUUGGUCCAUGCUAACGUUUACCCUGCUCGUCAGCUCCAUGAACCACCUGUGUUGUUUUGCCUAAACGUGGUUCCGGAGUUUUUAACGAUAAACUUUAGAGUUCACCUGACGCAAACUAGUGUUAACUUAACCGGCGGCAUGUGCGGCGGCACCGUUGUCUAGUCUCGGUAGUUUAACAGCAUCCUCGUGCCUCCAACUUUGUCGGUGCUGAGCUCGCGGCAGCUGAUUAGCUGGGAUGUGGGGGCUUGGGCGAUUCUCGUCGGUAUGUAUACCAACACCACUUCGUGGAUUUUUUGUUGCCAGUAGGCCCUAUGGAAGUGUUGAACUACAGGUGCCCACAUUCUGCUGCAGAGGAGAGAGCACCAGGAUGAGGAGACUGUAGGCACCCGCCGUAGUAUGGCCGCGUCCCGUUCCUCGCGCGUCACAAGGUCAUCAGUGGGGCUCAAUGGAUUGGAUGAGAACUUUUGUGGUCGAACCCUCAGGAACCGCAGCAUCGCCCAGCCGGAGGAGACUUCGGUGUCUCCAUUACCGAGGGCCCGCUCGCCCAAGAAGAAGCAGGACGCCAAGCAGGAGUCGAAGCAGGACGCCAAGCAGGAGUCGAAGCAGGACGCCAAGCAGGAGUCGAAGCAGGACACCAAACAGGAGAGCAAGCAGGAGUCAAAGCAGGACGCUAAACAUGAUACAAAGCAGGACGCUAAGCAGGACACUCAGCAUGAUGGCCAGCAACAGGCCUCAUUGCAGGGAAAGGAAACUGACUCAAAUGCUUCCACAGCUGAGGUGGAGCAAUGGACCAGCUCCAGGAAGCGGGGUGUGUCCUGUUUAGAAAAAGACAUUACUCCCGAGAAGCCUGAGAACUGUGAUAGAGGGAAAGGGGCGCGGGAUGCCUCUCCUCAAAUCAAAAGGGCCAAGCGGUGCUCCCGCUCCGGAGAGUCUCAGGGACACGAAGAGCACCCUGAGCCUCAGAAACCUGAAAGUCCAGCCUCUGUCCCAGAGCCUAGCAAGGACAACAGUUGUGAAGAAUUUCCCAGUCAAAACUCUGCUAAUACAGCUCCUUCCUCACCUGUGCUGAGUAAAGAGGAAGGUGAGCUGACAGGAGCGAAAGUGGAGGAUGGCAAUGUGGAGUGUGAUGGGGCACCUCAUCCCCCAAAUGCUCACAAAGCUUCUAAUGGACUCCGAGAGAAUAAAGCAGAGGACUCUAGCGCACUCACUGAAGAGUCUAGUACAGAUCCCACCUCUGCCAACAACUGCCCAUCGCUGCUCAAUGGUAGCCAGGCGGGGGCUCCCUCAUCCCCUGACCCUGCUGUGCCUUGUAGAAACUCUGUCCCUGGGCAGAAAGAGGUCUCUGGCUCAGGGGAAUUGCCAGCCUCAUCUGCACCAGCACUUGAGGCUGUUCCAGAGGAUCCUGUCCCUGAGUUGAUAGUGGCCAAGGAGCAGGAGGUAGAGGAGGUGGAAGUUGAUGUGGUGGGUGAGCCUUUGUGUCUGGCCCACGAGGAGCAGGUGACAGAGAGCGAGAGUGAUGCCAAUGGCCGGCCACUAACACCAUUGCAGGAAGCUGCUGCCUCCACCUCCUCCACAACCAACAUGAACAGUAGUCCAAUCAACAACAGCAACUCAGGAGAAACUACACCCCCACUAGCAACCACCCCCUCCCCCACAGAGCCAGGGUGCAACCCCUCAAUAUCCAGCACGCCCCCCUCUUUCACAGAGCUCUAUGAACACAGAUACACCCUACGGACUUCACCCAGGAGGGCUGCCACUGGUGGCAAAGCCACCUCCUCCAAGCCCAGCUCUCCUCCUAGAGACAAUGGUCCCUUGAGGGAAGAGGGGGAGGUGGUGGUUGGGCUGGAGGAGGACUGUCCCAUGGUGGAGGAACCUGUUCCCUCAGACUCUGUAGGCCCCUCCAGUGAGUCCUUGGAUCCUGGAGACAGGCCAGGUGGCGAGGUUGGUGGGUCUUUGGAUGGCAAAGAAGCAGAGAGCAACAAGGAGCUUACACAGACCCAGGCUGCUGAGGAGGAGGAGGAAGAGGAGGAGCCAGACGUUUAUUACUUUGAGUCUGACCACCUGGCUCUUAAACACAAUAAAGAUUAUCAGAGGCUGCUGCAGACCAUCGGAGUUCUCGAGGCCCAGCGCACGCAGGCCAUCCUGGACCUGGAGACAUUGGCACGUCAACAGAGAGAGGCACUAGCCGAUCCCAUUAGCUUUGUUGAACAGCUGCAGAAACGGGUGAAUUUGGGCUUGCCGUGUCCGCAGCGGGUUGUCCAGCUCCCUGACAUUGCGUGGGAACAGUACACCUCAGGCCUUGGUGACUUUGAGAGAGAGUUCUGCGACAAGAAGCGCAAAACCAGGCGGCUAAAGCUGAUCUUCGACAAAGGUUUGCCUCUUCGACCAAAAAGUCCAGUAGAACCCAAGAAAGAGGGCGAAUCCUCCACCAUGUACUCCUCUCUGCCCACUAGUGAUGCUCCAGAGAACGGAAGGCAAGCGCAGAUGAUCAGGGGGAGGAUUUGUCAUCCAAACAAGCCUGACACAUUUAACCAGCUGUGGACUGUGGAGGAACAGAAAAAACUGGAGCAGCUUCUUGUUAAGUUCCCUCCUGAGGAAGUCGAGUCCAGGAGAUGGCAGAAGAUUGCUGAUGAGCUGGGCAAUCGAACAGCAAAACAGGUUGCCAGUAGGGUUCAAAAGUACUUCAUCAAACUGACAAAAGCUGGUAUCCCUGUGCCUGGAAGAACACCCAACCUGUGCAUGUACACUAAAAAGGCAUCCAGUAAGAGGCAGCACCACCUUAACAAGCACCUGUACCGGCCGUCCACCUUCUUGACCUCCUAUGAGCCUCCGGUCUACAUGGAUGAAGAUGAUGAGCGCUCAGCGUAUUACAGCAGCGUGCAGGACCCCUCUGCUGAUGACUCGGACGAGGAGAGUGUACCUGUGGAGUUGAGAAAUUUGCCAGAAUACAAAGAGCUUUUGGAGCUGAAGCGACUGAAAAAACAGAAGCUCCAGGAGAUCCAGGAGGAUAAGGUCGGGGUGCGGCACGUAGGCUACAAGUGUGAUGUCUGUGGCAUGGAGCCAAUCCAGGGAGUGCGGUGGCACUGUCAGGACUGUCCGCAAGACAACUCGGUUGAUUUCUGCUCCAACUGCUCCGACUGUUUGUUCAAGACAGAGACCCACAAGCCUAACCACCACUUGGAACCAGUGUACCAGCCAGAAACCUUUCUGGACAGGGACUACUGCCUGCCGCAAAGCACAGGCUACAACUACCUGGACCCUAACUACUUCCCAGCCAACAGAUGACAGGGUACCAGACGCCCCUAGCUCCAGGCUCUCUCCACAUAUCCCACAGGCCACUCUGUGCAUGGCUCCAUCCUCCAAGUCCAAGAUAACCGCUUAACCCGCCGCCAGGCAGGAAGGCCAGCAGGCAGGCAGACAGCCAGGGGCCUCAGAGCAGACCACAGUGCUGCUGGUGGGGGGCUGUUGGUAAACUGGCCUCCCUGACUCGAGCAGAGGGCGGCCAUGUUGGUUCCUCAGAACAAGGGGGCCCCGCUCCACCUCAGCCAGGUUAAUCAACGGAUCUGUGAUUUGAAACGAUACACUAUUUUUAAAAACAAAAAAAAAAACAAAAAAAAAACGAAGGCACACCGACAUUCCCGAGCUCUGUGACUCCAGGAGGGCGGUUCAUGUUUCCCUCUUCCCGUCAUCGCCCUCCAGUUACCUCCCUGUGCUGCUUCGAAACUGGAGAAUUGACGAUAAGUCUGGUGAAUGGAGAUGUGUGGUCGACGAGUGUGUCAUAGUGGACUGUGAAGUCAUCAACUGAGAUACACACAGGUGGUUUGUAUGUGUGUAUGUGGUCUCCGUGUUAUGCAAGAGUGGAAAAUGUUCUAGCUAGGUAUCAGUAGAUUGAGUAUUUAUGAGUCGCAGCUUCCCCAGCGGGAGUCGGGGGGGCUGCUGUGAGAGAUGUUAGACGGACACCGAGGUCGAGGUCGGUGUGUUUAUGGCUGCAGACUGUAGGAAGUUCUGCUGAUCCACAUGACGUUCUGCAGACAGACCUGUACGUGUUCAACGGAUUGUGCGCCAUGUUUCAACAUGGAGCCGUCACUACCACUGUCACACAACGCUGCUCUCUACCCCCCUCACCUUUCAAACAAACACACACACACAGACACAGACACACACAGAUGCACACUUUCAUCUCUAUUUCCUUUCCCUUUGCUCUCUUCACUAAAACAUGUCUAGCAAGGAAGCACUACAAGCAUGGAGAGCAAAUGUUUUUGAAGGCAGGCGAAUGGGAACGUAUGGGGAAAAAUACAGAAGACUGUUUUUGUUUUUCUUUUCUUUUCUCUUCUCCUCCCCCAAUGUGUGCCGUUGUUGAUCAUGUUGAGUGUACAAGUAUAUGGUGAAAAGUAGCCAGUGCUAGUUGCUGUGUGCCAUUUUUAAAAAGAAAUAUUUUUUUGUUUUUGGGGAAUUCCACCUCUAAACCUGGCCACAACUCCCUUUCUGUGUGGCACCAUCGACCCACAUUAUCCUACAUUAUUGAUCCAGUCAUCAUGCCUCUAGACCUUCUUUAAUUUUGCAGUCCACUUUAAAAAGGUCCAUUUAAAAGAUUGUAUUUUUAUUAAUCUAUUUAAAAAAAAAAAAAAAAGGAAUUGAGGUAGUGGUUGGUGCCUCCACUGUGGAACAACCCACACAAUUUUAUACACAUAGAUUUUGUUGUGCUUGAGUAGACACCAUUUUGUAUGGUUUUCGUCUCCUUCCCUUACCUCCUUUGCCCUGCUUCAAUAUCUGUGUAUAACAGUCUGUUCUUAUGUAAAAAAAACAAAAAAAAAAAAAACAAAACAAAAAAAAAAAUGUAAAAAAAAAAAAAAAAAAAUGCUAGAGGAGAAUCGUGGAAAUAAAAGUAUGUGAAAAUAGUG
This is a messenger RNA of Seriola aureovittata, 5130 nucleotides long. RefSeq names its product zinc finger, ZZ-type containing 3 (gene zzz3). Lineage: Eukaryota; Metazoa; Chordata; Actinopteri; Carangiformes; Carangidae. The record is from RefSeq and is a predicted model, not a curated record. The transcript has 12 exons. Bases 626 to 3514 code for a protein of 962 amino acids. Gene Ontology annotation, molecular function: zinc ion binding.